Molecule: messenger RNA, 729 nt
Organism: Fomitopsis serialis
Lineage: Eukaryota; Fungi; Basidiomycota; Agaricomycetes; Polyporales; Fomitopsidaceae
Exons: 2
Coding region: 1-729 (242 amino acids)
Source: RefSeq, a predicted model, not a curated record
AUGUCCGGCAAGCGACCUUCCUCCCCAAGUUCCUCAGCUCCGGGCGCUGAUAACAAGCGGGCCCGUAUCAUAGACCGCCCCGGCUCAGGCACAAGAAAGGGGUCUGGGACGGGCAAAGAUUAUCUCGGGCCCGAGCGUCCCCGUCUUGCGCCCAUCGGUGUCAUAGCGCAAGACAGGACCGCCGCACCGCAGGCCGCCGUGCCUCGUGAGGCGAUCGACUAUGCGGGUCGCAACCGACCCCGCCUUGCUCCCAUCAGUCUCGUCCCAGCGACGAGGACGGUCCCCGCCUCGGACGUCGGCGCGCCGCAAGGGCCGAUCGACUACGCGGGUCGCAACCGACCCCGUCUUGCUCCGGUUGGUCUGGUCCCAGCGACGAGGACGGUCCCCGCCUCGGACGUCGGCGCGCCGCGAGGGCCGAUCGACUACGCGGGUCGCAACCGACCCCGUCUUGCUCCCGUCAGUGUCGUCCCAGAGACGACGACGGUCCCCGCCUCGGAAGUCAGCGUGCCGCGAGGACCGAUCGACUACGCGGGUCGCAACCGACCCCGCCUUGCUCCGGUCGGUCUCGUCCCAGCGACGAGGACGGUCUCCGCGCCGGACGUCAGCGCGCCGCGAGGGCCCGUCGACUACGCGGGUCGCAACCGACCCCGCCCUCCUCCCAUCGGUCCCGUCCCAGUGCCCAGGACGGCCCACGCCUCGGACGACAAUGUAUCGCUGAUGAGCCCCUAG